AUGACCUAUCAAGAUGACGGUCCGUCUACAGCCGGGUCAGUGUAUCUCGGUACAAACAGUAAACUCAUUCUUGAUCUUGGAUCAAGACUAGAGGUUUCAGGUGACUUUUACAAUACACCAUUAUCGGUCGUUAAGCUAGGUGCUGCCGACUUGGUGAUCAAUGGCACGGCGAUGGUGUCAGGUCCCAUCUUUUCGUCUAGUUCCAAAUCAAAUGUUCAGCUUGGCGAGUAUGCUGUCAUCAAUGCUGCUGUACAUGUGACUGGUGACUUGACCCUGGCAACAACGACAUUUAUUCAAUCUGCCAAUGUCUCACUGUCAGGUCUGUUGACCCUUGGAGACGGUGUUUUCACACUGGGUACCUAUGGUCGCAUCGUCGUCACUGGCAACAUCUAUUCUCCCCCCUCGUCAUCCAUCGUCAUCAAAGCAUACGGUGCACUUGUCCUCACCAGCGAAUACCACAUCAAUCUCAACUCUAUCACGUCCGAACCAUACGGUCUCCUAUACACCGGCUCAUCACCUCCCAGUACAUUCUCAAAUAUCUCUCUCUUGGAACUACAACCAUUUUUAAUCACCUGUUUCCUUUUUCAAUGGAAUCAUUUCAAUUUUAACAAUUGGUAA
This is a messenger RNA of Cavenderia fasciculata, 618 nucleotides long. RefSeq lists its product as uncharacterized. The transcript has a single exon. The coding region runs from base 1 to 618 and encodes 205 amino acids. The record is from RefSeq and is a predicted model, not a curated record. NCBI's taxonomy places the organism in Eukaryota, Evosea, Eumycetozoa, Acytosteliales, Cavenderiaceae.